AUGGCUGAAGUGGAGGUGUGGGAACAAGUGUUAAAUGCUGCAUCGCCAUCAUGGCAGGCAUCACGACCAAGACGAUCAAUCCGCCGACGGCUGGAGGACAAGUGGAAAAGCAUCCAAGUUGAAAGUCAGGACGCGUACUCUAUCGAGCGCCUCGAGAGUCUCAACUUGUACUGCACCACCACAUCCACCAGUCGUGUCAUAUUACUAUGCGUGCUGACGCCGGUCCCAGCAUUGCUGGCAGCUUUGGUGUUGCAGAGCUUUCCCCUUCGCCCACCGACAGAAGGGUUGGUUGCGAAUUGGGUCUUCUGGCUGCGGUUGUUCAUUACCCACAGUAUGAUUGGUGUUGUGGAAAACUCAAGCAUGACCAGACUGAUACCAGGACUCGUAUACCCGGUUUGGAAGCGGAUAGCGGUAGCUUUGGUGACGAACGUCGCGUUUGUUGCGACGUGCCUUCUUGCAGCAAGCCAGAUCGGAUUCCCACUGCCAUUUAUGAUGCAAUUUGGCGUUGUUCCGAUUGGAAUUUUCUCAGCCCUAGCGACUCGGCUGGGGCUUGGCCCAGUGUUGUUUGCAAAGGAUUCACCCUUGAAGUCUCAAGCCGACCGCUAUAACCGCUUCUUUGGCUCAUUCAUGGUUCUUUGCGGUGUGUUUCCAGUCUACAAGGUGCUGUAUGACCUGAUACCAGUGACAUAUCGGGGUGUCAUCGUGGUCCUUCUGCCAGCGUGGAAGUUUGCAGCGAAACAUUUCAUGGUGCGCAGUACACGGGAUUUCGAAGACGUCAUGCCAGUGCUGGUUACACUUGCCGUGGAUUUCUUAUGUACAAUCUUUAUUUCGGUGUGCAUGUCGUCUACGCAGUCAAUAUCCUCGAUGUUGCUUUUCGUCGCAGUCAAUAUUGGGCAAUCUCUACUGGAAUUCCGUGCAAUGAGUGCAAACGGGAAAGCUCUUCGCGAGCUACUAGACGAUCGAGACGACCCAACUAGCAGAGUGAAGAACCAAGAACAGAAUCAACUGAGCACACGACAAAUUGUGGCUCAAGGCGUGCAGCUCCUGUUUCAUUCCGAGCUUGUGGCUCUUGUCCAAUACGUUGAAUGCAUCGUGCCUAUCAUUUUCUUGAUAUACAAGUCGGUGCUGGAACAAAUGCCGAACGUUAUGUUCUACCCCGGUGAUGCUGGCAACUGGGACAUGGAAUCGUUUGUAAAUAUCUCGGUGUUUGCGGUGAUGGAGAUUGCGCUGUUGCUAUGCUUCAACACGUUCCUGCGCCACCGAUUUGGAUUUUUUCCGUUUUAUCUGCUGGGGUUUGUGCUCGAGACGGAGGUGUGCAUCGUCCAAGCGAUCCUUUUCGUCUUUGUUCUGGUCAUAUUACAGUACGAACUGGAGCAUUUUGGUCAGUUGACUAUCGCCAUUUAG
Phytophthora sojae is the source of this 1404-nucleotide messenger RNA. RefSeq lists its product as hypothetical. The record is from RefSeq and is a predicted model, not a curated record. The transcript has 3 exons. Lineage: Eukaryota; Oomycota; Peronosporomycetes; Peronosporales; Peronosporaceae. The coding region runs from base 1 to 1404 and encodes 467 amino acids.